This is a messenger RNA of Tremella mesenterica DSM 1558, 1086 nucleotides long. RefSeq lists its product as uncharacterized. The record is from RefSeq and is a predicted model, not a curated record. NCBI's taxonomy places the organism in Eukaryota, Fungi, Basidiomycota, Tremellomycetes, Tremellales, Tremellaceae. The transcript has 3 exons. The annotation marks the transcript as partial.
UACUCCCUUGGACUUUCAUACGCCUCUAAAGAUUCUCCUCCAUUUAUCCAUCCCCAAGCUGGACCGAAAAAGGCAGGAUUCGCAGGACAGAACAAUAAGAUAGGAAGAUGGGUAGAGGAAAUGUUAUCGUUACGUGCGGGAAGAGGAGAGUUGGAGGUUGGUGAAGGUGGUUGGGGUGAGGGUAAUGGUGAAGAGAGUAAGAAAUGGGGUGCUGGGGAAGAUUUCUUUACUAUUGUUGAAGGGAGUGGGAAUACCCAUUUGGCAGUAGCAGAUGGUGUAGGUGGUUGGGCACCUCAAUAUGAUCCUUCACUUUUUUCCCAAUCACUCCUAUAUCACUACACUUUGUCUUCUCGUUCUUCUCCUUCCUCUUCCCCCUCAUCUCAUCUCACAUCAGCUUAUCAAGCCGUCCUCUCCGAUCCCUUAGUUCAAGCAGGUUCAUCAACAGCCGUCACCAUCUCCCUCUCCCCUACAGGUUUUUUAUCAGGUUUGAAUCUAGGAGAUUCAGGAUGUACGAUCCUUCGUUCUUCAAAACCUUUACAUACAACAAUACCACAAACACACGCAUUUAACACUCCAUAUCAAUUAUCGAAAUUCCCUCCUAAACCAAAACUCUCAUCAUCAGAAAGAUCAUCCAUCAUAGAACAACUUCGAGCAUUGAAAAAAGGGGAAAUGAUCUCACCUGAAUUAGAAGAAAAAGCUCAAGGUUUAAUGCCAGAUCCAAUCAGUACGAAACCGAAUGAAGGGGAUGAAUUCAAAUCGGAUUUACAACCGGGAGAUACAGUGUUGAUUUAUACGGAUGGAAUGAGUGAUAAUCUUCCUUUUGAACAUUUACCAUUAUUGGAACAAGUUGUAGAGAGGGUAUUGGAUCAACCGGUUAAUGCACAUUUGACACCGGGAGAAAGGGCUAGUGAGAAAGCAAGAAUUUUGGCAGAUGUUUUGGUCGGUUAUGCUAGAGGAGGUAUGAUGAGGACGGGACUGGAAGAAGGAUGGAAGACACCUUUCGAGUUGGAAGCUAAGAAAUAUAGUAAGAGGUUUUUAGGGGGGAAAGUUGAUGAUAUCACCGUCCUCACGGCUGUUGUCACGGAA